AUCUGGGGCCUGAGGGCGGGGCGGGGAGCAGGCCGGGGUCUGUGGGGAGGGGACACUUCCUGCGGGCGCGCGGAGCGGAGACGGUGACAGCCACGCGCGCACGUGCGCGCCUGGCCGCAGCGCGGCCCCGAGACCUUCACCGGCCGCUGAGAGGCGCGCGGGGGCUGGGCUGCUGCUGUCUAGGGGCCCUGUCCCGAGGCGUCCCCAGCGUCCCGGGCCCGAGUCCCUGAGCGCCGGGCCGAGCCCACCCCGUCGGUCCUGGCUCGUGUUUCGUCCCCGUGGCCGUAAGGGCCCGCCCCCCAACUCCCCUUUACGCACCCGGGGCAGGGUCCUCACGGCCCAUGCUGGCCGCUGGGGGCCCGUGCCGACCAGACAGCUCCCAGGCCGGCCAGUUGGCUACCAUGGUGGCCCUGAGGCCUGUGCGACUCCUCCAGGGGGGCUAACAGGUCCAGAGCGCAGGCCUCGGGGCGCGAGGGUCCCGAGUCUGAGCCCCGCGCCAUGGCCGGGGCCAUCGCCUCCCGUAUGAGCUUCAGCUCGCUCAAGAGGAAGCAGCCCAAGACGUUCACCGUGCGGAUCGUCACCAUGGACGCCGAGAUGGAGUUCAAUUGCGAGAUGAAGUGGAAAGGGAAGGACCUCUUCGACUUGGUAUGCCGGACCCUGGGGCUUCGGGAAACUUGGUUUUUUGGACUGCAGUACACGAUCAAGGACACCGUGGCCUGGCUCAAAAUGGACAAGAAGGUACUGGAUCAUGAUGUUUCAAAGGAAGAGCCAGUCACUUUUCACUUCCUGGCCAAAUUUUAUCCUGAGAAUGCAGAGGAGGAGCUGGUUCAGGAGAUCACGCAGCAUCUCUUCUUCUUGCAGGUAAAGAAGCAGAUUUUAGAUGAAAAGAUCUACUGCCCUCCCGAGGCUUCUGUGCUCCUGGCUUCUUACGCCGUCCAGGCCAAGUACGGUGACUAUGACCCCUCUGUUCAUAAGCGUGGAUUUUUGGCCCAAGAGGAAUUGCUUCCAAAAAGGGUAAUAAAUCUGUAUCAAAUGACUCCAGAAAUGUGGGAGGAGAGAAUUACAGCCUGGUAUGCAGAGCACCGAGGACGAGCCAGGGACGAAGCUGAAAUGGAAUAUUUGAAGAUAGCUCAGGACCUGGAGAUGUACGGUGUGAACUACUUUGCAAUCCGGAAUAAAAAGGGCACCGAGUUGCUGCUUGGAGUGGAUGCUCUGGGGCUUCACAUCUAUGACCCUGAGAACAGGCUGACCCCCAAGAUCUCCUUCCCGUGGAAUGAAAUCCGAAACAUCUCUUACAGCGACAAGGAGUUUACUAUUAAGCCAUUGGAUAAGAAAAUCGAUGUCUUCAAAUUUAACUCCUCAAAGCUUCGUGUUAAUAAGCUGAUUCUCCAGCUCUGUAUCGGGAACCAUGACCUUUUUAUGAGGAGAAGGAAGGCCGAUUCUUUGGAAGUUCAGCAGAUGAAAGCCCAGGCCAGGGAGGAGAAGGCUAGAAAGCAGAUGGAGCGGCAGCGACUUGCUCGAGAGAAGCAGAUGAGGGAGGAGGCAGAGCGCACGAGGGACGAGCUGGAGAGGAGGCUGCUGCAGAUGAAAGAAGAGGCGACAAUGGCCAACGAAGCUCUGAUGCGGUCUGAGGAGACGGCUGACCUGUUGGCAGAAAAGGCCCAAAUCACAGAGGAGGAGGCCAAACUCCUGGCACAGAAGGCUGCAGAGGCUGAACAGGAAAUGCAGCGCAUCAAGGCCACAGCCAUUCGGACAGAGGAGGAGAAGCGCCUGAUGGAGCAGAAGGUGCUAGAGGCCGAGGUGCUGGCUCUGAAGAUGGCCGAGGAGUCAGAGAGGAGGGCUAAGGAGGCUGAUCAGCUGAAGCAGGAUCUGCAGGAAGCCCGCGAGGCAGAGCGAAGAGCCAAGCAGAAGCUCCUGGAAAUCACCACCAAGCCCACAUACCCGCCCAUGAACCCAAUUCCAGCACCACUGCCUCCUGAUAUACCAAGCUUCAACCUCAUUGGUGACAGCCUGUCUUUCGACUUCAAGGAUACUGACAUGAAGCGGCUUUCCAUGGAGAUAGAGAAAGAAAAAGUGGAGUACAUGGAGAAGAGCAAGCAUUUGCAGGAGCAGCUCAAUGAACUCAAGACUGAGAUCGAGGCCCUGAAACUCAAAGAGAGGGAGACAGCCUUGGAUAUUCUGCACAACGAGAACUCCGACCGGGGUGGCACCAGCAGCAAGCACAAUACCAUCAAAAAGCCUCAAGCCCAAGGCAGAAGACCUAUCUGCAUUUGAGCCCUCAAAGUAGGUUAUUCCCAGCUCACCCUGCAGAGCGCCAAGUCCCGAGUGGCCUUCUUUGAAGAGCUCUAGCAGGUUCCCAGCCACCCCAAGAUCUGUCACGUCUGCUGCUCCCGGCGCCAAAGGGAUGGGUCAGACACCGUGGGAGUCCUCGUAGGUGGGCUGGCUUGGAGCUUCUGUGGGAGCUCUGGAACUUUCCCCAGCUGAGUGGAGAGCCCAACCCCCUUCAUGUGCAAUUGCCUUGAACUGUGACCUGCAGAGAGCUCUCUUGUGGGGUUCUAGCUCUUUUUAAAAUUUUUAAAGAAGUAUUUGUCUUUCCUCAUCUGAUGUGGGGUUCCAUACUUCCUUUGUCAAAGGCACCCUGGGGCAUGUGGGUCCUUGUCCAGCGCUGACCUCCCCAACCCAGGGAAGUGGCUUCAGGGAGUGCGGUGCACGGGAGCCCCAGAGACAGGGAGGCUGGUGCCCCUGCCCCCACCCCACCCUGGGUUCCAGAACAUUCAUCUCCACUGGUGAGGAACUGGCAUGGAAAGAAGUGUGGCUUGCCUAGGCCCAGGCCCGGAGCGGCCUGCCUGCCAGCCUGCCUGCUGCAUGCAUGUCACUGGUGAGCUGGCGUGUGGCUCGUGACAGGCCACGCAAUGGGUCUUCAGCCCAGGCACCCCCAAGGCCGCGCUCUGGAUGCCAGCUGGUGGGCAAUGGGGAAGACAGCUGUGACCGGGGGAAGACUUUAGGCUGAGGCUGUGAUGACGGGCCGACUGCCAGCAGAGGGGCAGGGAGGCCAGCAGAGCUGUGUGGGAAUCUGCUCCACAGAACACGUGCUCACGCCUCAGACCAGGGAGGCAGGCAGGAGCUGUGUGUCUUCCUUACCUCCCUUCAGCCUUAGUCUUUCCUGCCUGUGGCGGGCUGGGGAGCUCCCUGGUCACUGGUAGUUAGCCCCUGGUAGCCCAGCCAGGCUCCAUUAGGGCUUCGAGUCCCCCCACGUACUUCUUGCUGAGCCCCACGUCUGUGCGGCUGACCCAGAUCACCUGUCCUGGCCGCGUGCCAGCAAGCCCUUCCUAAGCCCUGAUUGUACGGGGCCUCCUUUUGGUGUUGCCCUUGCAGCCCAGGCAGCCCUUUAUCUUAUAUUCCCCCUUGGGCCGUGCGGGGUCCCAGCGCAAGCCAGGUGCACAAGCCGGGUGUCCCCUCGCUGUUGGUGCUCUGCGUCGGCUGUGCACGGCUCCCUGUUUCUCGGGCAGCAGCGGAUCCCAGAGCCACCCCAGGCACCGUGCUGCUCAGCUCGGGGCCACUUUCUCUUCUCUGGUUUGGUGGUGCUGCUGUGACCCACUGGCCAUUCGGAUCCCUCCAGUGGGGUAUUACACAGAGUAGGAGAUAAGUCCGAACCAGCGAGAAGAGGCUUAUUAAGUGUAGACAUGUGAGUGAGGGUCUGGAGAUUUCCUGGGAGAGGAGGGGUCUAUGAUUGUCCUGUGUGGUUCCGAGAAACAAAGAUCCUGCCUUUACGCAGUCAGGCUGACCUGACGAUGUCCCCUGUUGGCCACCCCCCCCCCCCCCGACACACACACACCUGGGACCCCCUUGCCCUGAGGAAGGCAGCCGUGUGUGUACUCAAGCUUGGGGCGUGCAGGGUGGAACUCCACCUCCAGUGCUAAGUGUGGAUGGCUGUGGCUGACAGGGUUUCCUUGUCCCUCAAAACCCUAUUCCCCCUAGAUGUGGUCCCAGUAAAGCGAGUCCUGAGGCGUUUGUAAUGUAGGGCCUGGCUCUCGUGUUGAGGCUUUGUCUCCCUGGCCUCACCACCCACCCCUGAAUUUCCAUGACGAGUUCCUUUCUUUCCGACCUGCAAAUUGAAUCUGUAACAGUGGCUGUGGGCACAGGAGCAUGGUAGUGGUUUAUAUAAAUGUUGUCAGGCUUUGUUUUUUUUUUUAUUAUUUAACUGCUGUGUGUGUGUUCCAAGUCCGGGAAAUGCCGAGCCAUGUGGCCACAAGGGAGCCAGCUGGCAUCUGAGCUGUGGCAGGAGCACCCUCGGGCCCAAGAGCAGACUGCGGGGCGGGGGGGGGGGGCGCAGCAGAGCCUCACUCAACCAGGAACACUUCAGCUCUCAUUGGAGGCGGGAGCUGGCGUGUACCUCCCAGAGACGGUUGGGCAGAGAGGGUGAUGGCCCUCCGAAAGGCCCUGAGCCACAGCAGAAGGAAAAGGAAUGAAAAGAGGAAUGUGGUUUUCAGGGACUCGUGCCUGUGGCUCAGGUGACUGUGUUCUUUUCAAGUGAACAUUUUGGGGGCAUGGGAGCUUAUUAGGUAGAGGCCUCUGAGCGCCCCCUCAGAGCAGUUUCAUUUGGCCGCUGCUGAUGGUCCUUGCCCCACUGGUGACACUACAUGUGGCUGCGCCGUUGGCCUUUGCUGCUGCGCACAGACCACCUCGUCCGUCCUGACCAGGGCCCCGCGUCAGCCGCAGCAGCGCUCUGACCUGUGGCGUCCACUCAGUUAUUCACGAACCUGCCAGGCCCCGCUAGACAACACCCUGUGCCAUUAUGUAACACUUCUCAAGUGAUGGUGUUUUGUAAUCUUGGGGACAGGCUUCUCUCUCCCUCUCUUCUCUCUGACAAAUCAGAACAGCAAAUCCAGAGGCUGACAGCCAGGACUGGGAUAGAGUGCUGCUCACCGCUAGGGCUGGGGCUACAGGGGCCGCCUCAGUGUGGGGACAGCCCCUCCCAGCUGCCCUGGGGCCAGGCAGGCCCCCCCACCCCCCACCCCCCGUGGGCUUCCAGGGAAGCUCCAUGCCUUUUCAAAGAUGUCAGACCACACUUGUUCCAGUGGGGUCUGAGUCUCGUUUCCUGUCAGGGCCUGACCACGGAAGGCUAUUUUCUAUUCCGGGGGAUUGUUGUAAUUUAAAUGAUUGUUUUAAUAAAAAUUCUAAGCUGUCAAAA
Molecule: messenger RNA, 5191 nt
Organism: Lutra lutra (Eurasian river otter)
Lineage: Eukaryota; Metazoa; Chordata; Mammalia; Carnivora; Mustelidae
Gene: NF2
Product: NF2, moesin-ezrin-radixin like (MERLIN) tumor suppressor
Exons: 17
Coding region: 499-2274 (591 amino acids)
Biological process (GO): positive regulation of protein localization to early endosome; regulation of gliogenesis; positive regulation of early endosome to late endosome transport
Cellular component (GO): cytoskeleton; plasma membrane; adherens junction
Molecular function (GO): cell adhesion molecule binding; actin binding
Source: RefSeq, a predicted model, not a curated record